Molecule: messenger RNA, 3793 nt
Organism: Nerophis lumbriciformis (worm pipefish)
Lineage: Eukaryota; Metazoa; Chordata; Actinopteri; Syngnathiformes; Syngnathidae
Product: integrin alpha-5-like
Biological process (GO): cell-cell adhesion; integrin-mediated signaling pathway; cell adhesion mediated by integrin
Cellular component (GO): integrin complex; external side of plasma membrane
Molecular function (GO): integrin binding
Source: RefSeq, a predicted model, not a curated record
GUGAAGAAGACCCGAAGAGUCCUCGGCGGAGACCAACACGGACGAUGUGCGAUGCGCGUCAGCUCUUCCAUGAAAGAGGAACCACGCGGAAGGAGAGAUGGACAUCUUUACCGGACUUCCAUCCGUCAAACGUCCACACAUUACCGUGUUAGAACCGGCACUGGUCCUGCUCCUGCUCCUGGUUCUGACCCAACUCGGCGCUGCUUUUAACUUAGACGCCCGCGACAGCCUCGUUUUUACCGGGCCGCCGGGGAGUUAUUUCGGCUACUCGGUGGAGUUCUUCGCUAACUCUUCGAGUGUGAGCAUCUUGAUCGGCGCCCCAAAAGCCAACACCAGCCAGCCUGGCAUCAUUGAAGGAGGAGCUGUCUUCUUGUGCUCCUGGAGCCAGACGAACUGCAGCAUUAUCAAUUUUGACACGCAAGGUGAUCAGUAUUUUUAUAUAAACGAUGUGAACACUCAGGUUGAGUUCAAGUCCCGUCAGUGGUUUGGAGCGACCGUGCGUUCCCAUGGCAAUAAUAUCCUGGCUUGUGCUCCCAGGUAUUACUGGAGGACGGAACACGACACUCCCUUUGCCGAUGUUACAGGAACUUGUUACCUCUCCGACAGUCUCAAGUCAUUUGUGGAGUACGCCCCCUGCCGAACAGAAAGACAUGGACCUGCAGGACAGGGUUAUUGUCAAGGAGGAUUUAGUGCCGACUUCACAAAGGACGGCAGGGUUGUGCUUGGUGGACCAGGCAGCUUUUACUGGCAAGGUCAGCUGAUAUCAGCCGUGCCUGAGGAGAUUGUUAAGGCCUACUACCCUUCGUACUUUUUACUGUCGGUUGCCGGGCAGAUUCAAACAGGACAGGUGCAGGGCAGCUACGAUGACAGUUACCUGGGUUACUCUGUGGCUGGCGGCGAGUUCAGUGGGGAUGAUGAGGAAGAUUUCAUCACGGGAGUUCCAAAAGGACUCAUGCUGUAUGGUUUAGUGAGCAUAUUCAAUGGAAGGGAUCUGAAGUCACUGCUCAACGUGACAGGAGAGCAGAUGGGGUCCUACUUUGGCUAUGCAGUCGCAGCCACGGACAUCAACAAUGAUGGGAUGGAUGACCUGCUGGUGGGAGCUCCAAUGUUCAUGCGUCGUGGGUCCAACGGGCAUCUGGAGGAGCUUGGGAAGGUUUAUGUGUACCUCCAGAGAGGACCUUUGCAGCUGGAGCCUACUGUGCAGCACUUACUUGGCCAGCAGCCUUUCAGUCGAUUUGGAACCUCAUUGGCGCCUCUGGGUGAUCUCAACCAGGACGGUUUCAAUGACCUGGCUAUUGGCUGUCCCUAUGGGGGAGAAGACCAACAGGGACUGGUUCUUAUUUACAAUGGUUACUCUGAAGGAUUGAAGGACACGCCUGCUCAGACUCUCGCUGCCUCAUGGGCUUCCAGCUCUUUUCCUGCCAACUUUGGUUUUGCACUGCGAGGCAACACAGAUCUAGAUCUCAAUGGCUACCCAGACCUGAUUGUAGGCGCUUUUGGGGCCGACAAAACUGUGCUGUAUAGGUCUCGACCAAUAGUGAACGCAAGUGUGUCUCUGACGGUCCAGCCGACCAUGUUCAACCAAGAAGAGAAGCUUUGUGAGCUUUCCACAGGCACUGGAACCACAGCCGUGUCCUGUGUCAGCAUUGGUUUCUGUGUGCUGGCUGACGGAAAGCACCUCCCUUCUAGUCUCGGAUUUGUGGUGGAAAUUCAGUUGGACAGAACAAAGCACAACCACAAGGAAUCAGUCAGGAGGACUCUGUUCCUGGAAAGUCAGCAGCCCAGUCUGAUGAGGACCUUGAGCCUCACCAAUGGAGAACGUCUAUGCCAUGACACCAAGGUCUAUCUACGGGCGGAAGAGGAGUUUCGGGAUAAACUCUCCCCGAUAUUCAUUAGCCUGAACUUUAGCCUGGAUCCCCAAGCCCCAGUGGACCAAUAUGGCCUCAGACCUAUCUUGAAUUACCAGACUGAACAGCUAAUAGAGCAGAAGGCCCAGAUCCAACUGGACUGUGGAGAGGACAACAUCUGUGUGCCUGACCUGAAGUUGGAUGUUUACGGUGACAGAACAGAAGUUUACCUGGGUGACGAAAACUCCCUGAGCGUGACCUUCAACGCCAGAAAUGAGGGAGAAGGCGGGGCCUACGAGGCGGAACUUUACGUGCUGCUUCCACCAGAGGCCGACUACAGCGGGAUAGCGCGCAACAAUGCGAGUUUGACUCAGCUAACGUGCAGCUACGAGGCAGAAAACGAGACCCGCUUCCUCAAAUGCGAUCUGGGAAACCCCAUGAAAUCUGGCACCAGUUUUUGGGCCGGUGUCCGAUUCACUGUUCCAAGACUGGAGGACACUCACAACACCGUACAAUUUGAGCUCCAAAUAAGAAGUAAAAAUGCUAAUAACUCAGAGAGUGAAGUGGUGCUCUUCCAGCUGGAGGUAGCUGCAAUGGCUGAUGUCAUCCUGCAGGGUGUUUCUCGGCCAGACAAAGUCUUCUUCCCCCCUCCCAAUUGGAGUGUUCGUCAGAGUCUGGUUAAUGAGCAGGACAUUGGCCCUGAGCUCCAACAGGUCUAUGAGUUGGUUAACAACGGCCCAAGUGUUGUCAGUCAAUCCACAUUAGAGGUGAGAUGCCCGCUCAAGGCUCACGGCCACGACCUGCUCUAUCCAGUGGAGGUGGUCACGGAAGGACCCCUUAGCUGCUCUUCUAAACACACCCUCAAUGCACUGAAACUUAAGCUUCAGCCUCCUGCCGCAAAGAGUCCCUCAUCUCUGCAGUCCACACCGGAACAUCUUAUCCAAAAGAGGGAGGUCAAAGGUCCCUUGGCUGAACAUGGAAACUUGACAUGCUCAACCGUGGAGUGCUGGCGGCUGAAGUGUAACGUUGGGCUGCUGGAGAGAGGAGCCAGUGGUAUACUACGUGUUCACUUCAGACUUUGGGCAGAGACUUUCAUUGAGAGGGCCUACAAGCAGUAUCUUUUGGAGUGCUCGGUUCAGUUCACUGUGGACAAGAUGCCUUAUUCCAUUCUUCCAAAAUCAAAGCCAUCUGGCUUUAAGAAGGUGGUGACGUCUGUCCUGUGGAGCAAGCCUGAUAGCAUUUUCUCUGUUCCCUGGUGGAUCAUCUUUCUGGCGGUUCUGGCUGGGCUACUUUUACUCUCCUUGCUCAUCUAUCUGCUGUACAAGAUGGGCUUCUUCAAAAGGUCAGAUCCAUACGGUACAGCCAUGGAGAAGGCCCAGCUUAAACCCCAGGCGUCCUCAGAAGCCUAGAACCAAAGCGGAGCCUCCAGAGCGGCUGAGACAUUGGAAUAAUAUCACAUUGAUAAGCAUGAAUGAGACUUUUGUCAGGAAUCAUUGAUGGACAUGUUGUAUCACUGGAAUACACACGAUCUGGUGCUGCACUAAAAUAUCAGCCACGAAGAGGAAGAAGAAGAUGCCAUGCAGGUGAGGAUGUAAUGUCAUAAAGAUAUUGCUUAUUUGGAAUCAGAACAUGGUCUACAACCUAAGAGGGAACAACAAAGCCUUUGAGUCAAGAGAUCGAAACCACUUUUAGUUCCCUUUUGGGGCGUGAACAUUUUUUUUAACGAUAAUGUUUCUUGAGUUGUUGCACGGUGAAUGUUAUUCAAAUAUUCAAUACUUAACAGGCGAUUAUUUCAGCCAACUCCAUUUUAGUCUGGGUGUUAACAAAUACAGUGGAACCCGUUUAUGUGCACACCCCUCUGACCGGGUGGCUGAUGUCGACAUAACCCAAAGUAGCCAUUGCUCAAGUUGCACUUUUUUUUUUUUUUUACUUUUGCUAGCAAUAUA